Molecule: messenger RNA, 1122 nt
Organism: Thyridium curvatum
Lineage: Eukaryota; Fungi; Ascomycota; Sordariomycetes; Thyridiales; Thyridiaceae
Exons: 2
Coding region: 1-1122 (373 amino acids)
Molecular function (GO): protein dimerization activity
Source: RefSeq, a predicted model, not a curated record
AUGUCCGGCACAACGAUCAACAACCCACCCCUCGCCUUCAAUCCCUUCGCCUACAACGCCAAGCAACAGAACUACGCAACCUUCUCUCCGGCCACUCUCUACGUCAGCCCCCUCGAGGACUACGCCUCGGCAGACCUGACGUCGGACUCGGCCCCGUCGCCCGGGUCUCCCGUCUCUCCCAUGUUUGCCGCCCCCUACGCCCUGCCCAUGGACAACGACUGGCUCUCCUGGGGCGACAAGGCCCAGCAGGCCUCCAACAACCCCUUUGUGAGGCCCAACGACCCCUACGACAGCCCCAUACUGUCCUCCGUCCCCGCUCGGAGCGUUUCCGUUAGCCCGGCCAUCAACCCGCUCGACCUCACCAACAGCAACGGCCUGUCCGACGACAUUGUCCCCUUUGGCCAAGACGGCCUCAACGACAAUGUGCCCCUCUUCCAGACCGCCCCCUUCGCCUCGUCGAGGCCACAACAGCAGACAGUCAUUGCUCCGGCCGAGAUCCAGAUCAAGCAGGAGCCCCGGCAGCAACAAGCAGAGCCCCGCCGGUCCACUCGCGCCAGCCAGCAGCAGCAGCAGCAGCAGCAGCAGCAACAACAACAACAACAGCAGCAGCAGCAGCAGCGCAGCCUCAAGCGCAAGUCCACCACCAGCUCGUCCUCUUCUCGCUCCUCCGCCUCCCCGCCGCCGGCUGCCUCGCGCCGCAAGGACAACAACACUAGCGCCUCGCCUCCGACGACGGGCAACGGCGUCCUCGGGCCCAAGAAGACGGCCCACAACAUGAUUGAGAAGCGGUACCGCACCAACCUCAACGACAAGAUCGCCGCCCUGCGCGACGCCGUCCCGGCCCUGCGCGUCAUGGUCAACCGCGCCGAGCAGGACGACGACGAGUGCGCCCAGGUCAAGCGCGAGGGCUCCCUCGACGACCAGGAGGACCUCGGCGGCCUCGCCCCGGCCCACAAGCUCAACAAGGCCACCAUCCUGAGCAAGGCGACCGAGUACAUCUCCCACCUCGAGAGGAAGAACCAGGUGCUCGCGAGCGAAAACGCCAAUCUCAGGGACCGCGUCGAGGGCUUCGAGAUGAUGAUGAUGAGCCGCGGCGAUGAGAGGGAAUGCCUGUGGGCUUAG